UCUGAGGAGAGUCUAGACUAGCUAACGUUAGCUAGUUAGCCAGCCCUACGUAGAGUCAACACAUAUAGGAAUUUAGCAUUUAGCUAGAUAACAAUCACGUACCCAACGUUGUCAUUAAACAGCCGGGGGAAGGGUGCGUGGGGCUGAUUGGUGGACAGCAGGAAACUCCAAGGUUCCACUUCUGGGCGGUGACUACAUAGUUUCCUAGUGUGGAGAGGGACACCCUCACCGCUGUCCCAAGCAGGAGAGGCGGUCGAUGUGACCCACGGGGGAGCCUUGGGAUUUCGGCUCGCUGUGGGAUGAGAGCCACGUGUGAAUGAGCUCUGGUUCCGGUCACGUGCCAUGGGCUACGACGUCACCCGUUUCCAAGGGGAAGUGGACGAGGACCUGCUGUGUCCCAUCUGCAGUGGAGUGUUGGAAGAGCCUGUCCAGGCCCCUCACUGUGAGCAUGCCUUCUGCAACGCCUGCAUCACGCAGUGGUUCUCGCAGCAGCAGAUCUGCCCGGUGGACCGCACCGUGGUCACGCUGGCCCACCUGCGGCCCGUGCCCCGCAUCAUGCGCAACAUGCUCUCCAAGCUGCAGAUAACCUGCGACAACGCCGUCUUCGGCUGCAAGGCCGUGCUGCGCCUCGACCAGCUGCAGUCCCACCUCAAGGACUGCGAGCACAACCCCAAGAGGCCCGUCAUGUGCGGGGAGGGCUGCGGGCUGGAGAUGCCCAAAGACGAGCUGCCCAAUCACAACUGCAUCAAGCACCUGCGCAGCGUGGUGCAGCAGCAGCAGGCCAAGAUCGCAGAGCUGGAGAAGACUGCAGCCGAGCACAAGCACCAGCUGGCUGAGCAGAAACGGGACAUCCAGCUGCUGAAGGCGUACAUGAGGGCCAUCCGCAGCGCCAACCCCAACCUGCAGAACCUGGAGGAGACCAUCGAGUACAACGAGAUUCUGGAGUGGGUGAACUCCCUGCAGCCGGCUCGGGUGACGCGCUGGGGGGGCAUGAUCUCGACGCCGGAUGCCGUCCUGCAGGCGGUGAUCAAGCGCUCGCUGAUCGACAGCGGCUGCCCGCUGUCCAUCGUCAACGACCUGAUCGAGAACGCGCACGAGCGCAACUGGCCGCAGGGCCUGGCCACGCUGGAGACGCGGCAGAUGAACCGCCGCUACUACGAGAACUACGUGGCCAAGCGCAUCCCGGGCAAGCAGGCGGUGGUGGUGAUGGCCUGCGAGAACCAGCACAUGGGCGAGGACAUGAUCCUGGAGCCCGGGCUCGUCAUGAUCUUCGCGCACGGCGUGGAGGAGAUCCUAUAAUCCACAGAGAGAGAGAGAGAGAGAGAGAGGGGGAGACGGAGAGGCUGCAGGCUGAUGGCAGGGGGAGGGGGGGGGGAUCAAAAGUGUCUUACAUUUUUUCAUCCUUCGAUUUCACACUCCACCUCAUGCCCUUUGCUACGCACCCCCCUCCGAGGACCCGCUGGGUGUACGGAGAAAAAGAAAGAGGGCGGAAACUGCACUGAACAUUUAAACGCGCAUGGAGGGAGGGGAGGCCUCCCCCCUCUCUCCGCCUUUAAACCGAAUAUUUCCGAAACCAGACCGGGGUAAAAUUUCUGCACCUGAGACGCCCCGGAUAUCUAUGUCAGCUCAGUAACUGGGUGCAUGCGAGUGUAACGUCACACUCAGUAAAAAAAGACAUGGUGGCCAGCCUCCUCCCUCUACGCCCCUCUACAGCUACCAGCACACUACUCAGACCGGGCAUGAAACAAAUAAGUGCAUUUUCCUCAUCUCCUCCCACAAUUCCCCAGCACAUGCCCUUAAAACCUAGAAUGUAAAUAUAUAUAUAUAUAGAUAGAUAUAUAAAAUAUAAGAAUAUAUACAUAAUAUCAAAUGUUUGUGUGUAAUAUAAUCAGAAGGUAAGUAUCAUUUGCAGCUGCGUUUUUAUUUCGAUUUGCUGUGAAUUAUCAGUGUGACGCCUCAUCCCCUGGAUGUUCUGGGCUAAAGAAAGCUCAGGACCUUGUGACAAAGAACUGGCUGUUCCCAGCUGAACUUCGCUGUAACUCAAUAACGCCGAGGCUCCCGCUUUGCAUUUGGGAAACUGCAGCAGUAAAGCGAAGCGAAAAGAGGAAGGAGGAAUAAGUAUGAGGAAAUCGAUUUGUUAUCCAAUCCCUUUUGUUUUGGCUCCACGGCAGCGGGGACCUCGGUUGGCCUUUUUUUUUCUUGCCUGGGAGACCACCACGCCAUGAAACUGGCACGCCGCUGGCUCUUUGCAUAAGUACAAUUGCUCGGUACUGACCUCGUAACCAGAAUUCAGAUCGCUUCACGGCAGGGCACCUCAGUAAAAAUUCGCACCCGGCCGCGAUCAGCUGCAGAACAACGACGUGCAGCUUUGCGCUCGUUUGGCUGCUGUAUCUGCAGGGAUCUGCACGUGUACCGCACGGAGGAGGAAGCACCCCCGUGAUAAGCCCUGUGUUACAUGCACCUGGACACCAGCCCUCUCUUUCCUGCAGUUGUGAAGGAGUCCGGGGAGCUCCCCCUGAGAUUAAACCGCAGAGAGGGGAAGGCCCAGCCAGUCUCAGCCCCUAAAGCUUGCUCAAAAUGGAUGACAUCACCGGCUCCAGGUGGCUGGGUGGCCUGAGAUCAGUGCCAUUUCAUCUCCGGUGUACGGCCUGCCUGUCCGUCACAGUCGACCGCUCUGACCCUGGUACAGUGUUAAUGUACCGGUGCCCCGGUCACUCCCGCCACAUCUCUCAGAUGAAACCCGACUCCCCAAAUGAGGACGAAAAUUAAAUUUGAAAACGAGUCAAAAUCAAGUGAGCCUUUCACCCCAAGGAGAAACGUUAACUCGUGUCCACUCGCAGAUUAAGAAGGAAUUUUGAUGAUGAUGCCCUUUAGAAAAAUAAAAAAAAGGUGUUCAUGGACUGGAGCUAGACUGGUUGAUUUGUAAUGCAAGGGAAGGGAGGUUAGAGAUGAGAAGGACACAUGGACUCACUGCAGCAACGAUUAACGGACCACAAUGUUUCUACUAAAUGAAUUCUGUCUUUUUUUUCCAGAUGGUUUCGACCUGUGUGAAACGCCUUAAAUUUUGUUCAGCUUCUCGUUGCUUUUGUUUCUUGUGCUUGCUACAGUGCUUGAUAAUGGUGUUAAUAAUUUGUAUAUAGGUUUGCUUCCUGUGUGCAGCUGGUUCACCUUGAUAAGACAAGAUUAUUUUUUUCUCUAUAUAAUGUUUUUUUUUUUUUCUUGGUAAUUGUAUUGUGUAUAUAGUUAACGGAUAAGUGGGUCCAACUGUGUGCUAUUUGCUCCUGUCUUUCUCAUUCUCACCAAAGUGUGCUUUGGCAAACAUUGUUAAACAUUCACGUCUUUUUCCACUUUAUUGUCAAAUCGUUUUCAUAUCCCGUGUGAUGCGUAAACACACAGAAGCCCUGAUAGCCCAAGCUUCUAUUCCCUUCCGCUAGUAAUUAGUUUCAUCCUGCAGUUUAGAGUGGCUCAAGCUGCUCUCAGCUCGAAUCAUACAGGGAAAGAGCAUGUUUCUUAAAGUUACUGCUUAAGUUGUUCGUGGUUCAGCGUUACACUACAAAGGAUGUUCGCACAGUAGUGAUAUUGUUUCUGGUUGCUACAGACGCGCUUUGCUUAUUGUUUUAGCUGAGGAUACCGGUAGAUGUUUUUGAUAAAAUAAAAGCAAGAGGUCCAGGGAGGAACAAUGCUCGACAGUGCAGCCUCUGCCUUAUAAACCACUUACUUCCUGCUGUGUCUCUGCACAGGGUGCACACAUCAGCAUUUACGCUGGGUGCACCACUGCUGUAGCUCACUGCGGGCCUUACUGUCAAACUGCUGCACUGUCGGCUUCGCUGAGCGCGCUGCAGAGAAAUCAAAUCCAUUUAGGGGAAUGACAGAUCGGGAGGCAGGCAGAUUGAAGGUCUGGCGGGCAGUUAGGCCUGUCCUGCUCACAGAAACUGAUUUUGUUUUCUGUAGCCCGUGAUGCUAGAUGUAUUCGUUUCCACGCCACAUUGCCGGCCUGAGCACUUGCAUACGAUAAGGAAGGAGUGGCGCUGGGGAAACAGCACUUAGCCAUGUGGCAUAUGAGUGUGCCCGAUUCCCUGCCCUGGGGUAUUUCCUUUGCUUUCGGAUGCGCACGGCUCUCGUUUGAACCACAGCGACAGCAAGGCUGUGAAACAUCAGAGGUCCAAAUAAAUGUGAAGUGACACACAUGAAGGAUACCUACUACUCGCCCGUCCUCAGAUAUGAAAAAGAGGCGAGCCCCGGUGGCAUGUCUUUCUCUGCCUUGGAGAGACACACAUCCCAGACAGUCUUCAGUCAGGGGUGAAGGGAAGGAGCAGUCUGGCUUUGCUAUCUUGUGUCUUGGCUGUGAAAGAAUAGCCCAAAAAAAAAGGUAGUGUCUCUCACUGCUUGACUGACUGACUUACAGGGUUGGGCGGCUCCCUCAAUUUAAGGAUAGUUCUUUUUUUUACCAGUAGAUGGCGUAGAAGGCACUAAAGAUCCAUCAAAGCUGUGACCCAUAAGCAGUGCCUCUUGAUUUUUUUUUUUCGCGGAUUAUGACAGUUUUUGUUUUAGUCUUUUUUUCCGCACACUGCUGUGGUCUGCUGAGUGAAAGUAGAUAUAAAUGACGGUCACUACAGCUUUCCUUCUAUAUUAACCCUCACUCUUCAGCAUGACCAAAAUGAUCAGAGGGAAUUAUCUUCAAUUGCUUGUUUUUAAGUUUUUGGUGUGAAUACAAUGGAAAGCCUGAACAUAUACAUGGGAAAGCACUUCUGACCAACACUUUUAUUUGUAUAUUGUUCUCUAUUUUAAUGCUCAGAGUUUUGACAUGCUUUAUCUGGAUUUGUAUUUUUAAAAUGGUGUCAGCAGACACUCUCAACGUUUCUGCCAUGGGCCAGGGACAGACAUUCCCCAGUCUGCAGUUUCUGUUCAGGCUUGCUGAUUACUUUUUGGGCCUGGUGUACAUUGAAUCGGGAGAGCUGUCCUGUACAAUGGAGUUGUCUUUGUCUGAAAUGACUGUGCUUUGCUGUUAUGUUUAUUGUUAUGAUUUGCUCUUGCCAAGCUUAAUGGUGAGCGCAGCAUGGUGAAAUGCUGCUUUUCUGUUGUGUACUAAUGGAGCUGAAGCAUUCUUUAUUCCAGCGUUGAAAUUUUCCAAACGCCAGGGCCUUCAGCUUAGGCUUCCUCUGCAUUGUCUGGAGUUGAAAUCCUGCUCCCAAUCACAUGAGAUGAGUUAUAUUUUAAGAAAUCAGACCUAAUCAGGACACACAAUACUUUCAUCCUUCACUCGCUCCUAUUUGCAGCAGGUCACCGACUAAUGCAGUGUUGAGACAGGCAAAUCAUUUCUGUGGAGGUCACAGGGCUCUCAAGUGACAUGUUUGAAAUCUUAGAAUUAUCGGGGCACAGUUUAUGUAGUCUGUUCUGUCUGAAAUUCUGAAAUUCAAUGGAAUAAAGUUUGAAUGCAGACAUUUCUGAAAAGAAAAGGUCAUCCCUUGUACACUGUCACAUCUGCUCCACUUAAGGAAUUGAAAAAGGAAAUUGUUUACAUAAAGA
Megalops cyprinoides (Indo-Pacific tarpon) is the source of this 5526-nucleotide messenger RNA. RefSeq names its product ring finger protein 41 (gene rnf41). Lineage: Eukaryota; Metazoa; Chordata; Actinopteri; Elopiformes; Megalopidae. Bases 343 to 1299 code for a protein of 318 amino acids. Gene Ontology annotation, molecular function: ubiquitin protein ligase activity. Gene Ontology annotation, biological process: positive regulation of JNK cascade; protein K63-linked ubiquitination; tumor necrosis factor-mediated signaling pathway. The transcript is spliced from 8 exons. The record is from RefSeq and is a predicted model, not a curated record. Gene Ontology annotation, cellular component: plasma membrane signaling receptor complex.